Triticum urartu is the source of this 1536-nucleotide messenger RNA. NCBI's taxonomy places the organism in Eukaryota, Viridiplantae, Streptophyta, Magnoliopsida, Poales, Poaceae. The record is from RefSeq and is a predicted model, not a curated record.
CCUGUAGAUUCGCCACUGAACACCCCUAUCCCCACCACCACAAGAACUGCGAUGGAUGGCGGCGGCGGCGUCGGCGGCAGCGGCGGCGGCGAGUAUGGCAAUCUCAACGACCCCAUCCCUUCCCCCACAAGAUCUGCGACGGCGGAUGGCGGCGGGGAAGAUGUCGUGGAGGGGAGCCCUCCGCCGUUCAAAAUCCGCAAGCUGGGCGCUCCGGGUACGAGUUCAAUUCUCGCUGAGGAUCAGAGUGGGGCCAUGGCUGCCAGGGACGGCAAGAUCGGCGUCGAGCGGAUGGAUUCGGAAGAGGCCAUUGAGUCGAUGGCUGCCAGAGGCGGGCAUGUGGAUACAGAGAUGACCCAAUUCAAGUAUGGCGAGGUUGCGGAUGAGGAGCUUCGGAAGGACAAGAUGAACGGAGGCAAAUCAAAGCAGCAGAUCAAGAACCCGGAGGAGGGGGAUGUGGAGAUGGACCUAGGCAAAUCAAACUCCAUUAUCUCUGAGCAGGAGAUCAAGGAGCUCUGUGCGCAGAUGGACGAGAUGGUCGCUUUUAUGAAUUACAGGAUCAUACCUUCAGCCCCACUCAUCUGCAGCAGCAGCAGCAAGGAGACGAAAGAUGAACAUGACAAGGCACCACAGUCGGGGAUUGACGGCAUCUUACAGCGGCUAGCUGAUGUGCGCCGUGACAUGUCCAAGCUCAAAUUGGAACUGACCCCUUUCCGGCACAAGUAUCCUUAUGAGAAGGUGCUGACUUCUUCAGAGGAGAGGGAGAAGAGGAUCAAGUCCAGGCUGGAAUAUGAGAAGAUGGAUAAUAAGGAGAAGGCCAGGAGGCAGAUGGAGUUUGACGCGAGUGACUUUGAGGGCUACUGUCAAGGCUUGACAUCUUUUGUUGAACACUUUGAAUUCAUAACCCUAGUGAGCCCCAUGCACUUUACAUACUACACGCCCAGACAGAUCCCACACUAUCUUGCUACCUACGGGACCACCUUGCAGAUCUUGUCUUUUAAAAUUGCCAACAUCGAUUUGGACCUCAAAUGGCCACUCAAAGUGUAUGGUGUCGUCGCCGCACGAGACAAUGUGGAUCGUAGACGCAAUAUUCUCUUCUUGAGGGAAAGGGGGAACUUCCAAGAGAUCACCCAAGAAAAACCCUUCUUGUGUUUGACUGGCCCAUCUCGUGCAAUUUUGGCUAAGGACCCUGUUGACCUUGAAGUCCAACUAAAACUUAAAGGCACAACAGAGUCUGAAGACAGAGUGUUGAUCACUAAAAGAUGCCAGUACAGUGGCUAUCAUACCGAUAAUGGUUUAUAUACUCUUACCUUGAAUAACCGUAUUUGCACAACAGAGUUAAGCCUGCAGCAACUGUACUGUCAAUCAGUCCAAGCAACUUUCUUGCAUGUCGGUGGCUUUGUUAAAGGCAAUACAUCCCCUUUCAUUCAUGGAGGCCGAGUUGCCUGCUCCUCACCACCUCAUGGAGGCCAAGGCCUGCUCCUCACCACCUCAUGGAGGCCAAGGAACUGCCCCGCCCACCCAAGUUGUGUUGCUUGA